Oppia nitens is the source of this 605-nucleotide messenger RNA. RefSeq names its product gametocyte-specific factor 1-like. NCBI's taxonomy places the organism in Eukaryota, Metazoa, Arthropoda, Arachnida, Sarcoptiformes, Oppiidae. The transcript has a single exon. The record is from RefSeq and is a predicted model, not a curated record. The coding region runs from base 164 to 535 and encodes 123 amino acids.
AUGGUUACAUUGUAUAUGAAAUGUAAGUCCAAUGUCUGUCGCACUCUAUUGAGUGACAAACGUAUCAACAGUUGAGACAAUUUUUUUUGUGUCCAUUAACUGCUUAUUCAUUGAUUUAAGAUUAUUAAUAGGGAUCAGCUGUUUGGUCAUCAACUAGAAAACAAUGGCCACAUUUCACGACGACAUCUGGGGUGUCGAUAAACAAUACAAAGUGUGUCCUUAUAAUCGUAACCAUAGAGUGCCGGCCAAUCGGUUUGUCUAUCAUCUGAUCAAAUGCGAGAAGAAAAGCAAAGAACAGCUAAUUAUGUGUCCAUUUAAUGGCAAACAUCGGGUCACUAAAGAACUGUUUGAUCUUCAUAUGUCUAACUGUCCCGACUUGUAUGUCAUGACAAAUGCUAACAAUGGCAUAGAAAACGGGGUUCUGGUGUCAGAACCGAACAAACCAAUUGAAGUACCGAUAAAUGUGACCAAAAAGUGUCAACAAAGUGAUGCUAAUGAUGGCAAAGAUGAUAAUGAAGAAGAAAGUUGGGAUUAAUACUGAUAUUAAUACUAAUGUUUGCAUUCAAUUAAUGCUAUUUUUAAAUAUUGAUAUUUUGUUUCAUUUU